AAAACCAAAAAAAAAAUGGACGAUUCUUACGACGUUGUAGUUUGCGGAACAGGCUUUAUUGAAUGCAUUCUCUCUGGUUUAUUAUCUUUAGAAGGUAAAAAAGUAUUACACAUAGAUAGAAACGGUUUUUACGGGGGAGAAGGAGCCUCAGUUAAUUUAACAAAUAUGUGGAAAUUAUUCCGUCCAAAUUAAGAAGUUCCCAAAUAAUUCGGAUAAAAUAGAGACUGGAACAUUGAUUUAGUUCCUAAAUAUAUAAUAUCAAAUGGUAAAUUAGUCAAAAUAUUAUUGAAAACAAGAGUCGCUUCAUAUCUCGAGUGGAAAUCUAUUGAUGGCACUUAUGUAUAUUAAAUGAAAAAAGGAGGACUUUUAUCAUCUGGAGGCCCUAAAAUUGAAAAAGUACCUGCUACUGAUAAAGAAGCCUUAUCAAGUGAUUUGAUGGGAAUUUUCGAAAAAAGAAGAUGUAAAAACUUCUUUGUCUAUGUAGCUAAUUACAAUGUGAAAGAUUCAUAGACUUACAAAGGACUUAAUUUAUAUAGUAUGACUAUGUAAUAACUUCUUGAAUAUUUUGAAUUAGAAUCUAACACUAUUGAUUUCAUUGGACACGCAGUAGCUUUGUUUCCUAAUGAUAGUUUCUUAAAAAGACCUGCUAUUGAAACAGUUGAAAAAAUUAAAUUAUACAUGGAUUCUAUUGGAAGAUAUGGUGACUCUCCUUUUAUUUACCCAAUUUAUGGAUUAGGUGGUAUCCCUGAAGGUUUUUCACGUAUGAGUGCUAUUUAAGGAGGUACAUUUAUGCUUAAUACUGAUAUUGAAUAGAUCCUUUAUGAUGAAAGCGGUAAGGUAUGCGGAGUAAAAAGCGGAGACCAAAUUGCUAAAUGCAAAAUGGUAGUUUGUGAUCCUUCUUAUGCUAUAAAGACUGGAAAUUAACAUAAAGUAAAGCAAAUAGGAAAAAUUAUUAGAUGUAUUUGUAUUACAGAUCAUCCUAUUCCUGGUACUAAAGAUGUUCCUUCAGUCCAAAUUAUUAUUCCUUAAAGAUAAAUUAAUAGACAAAAUGAUAUUUAUGUUAUGAUGGUUUCUGGAGUACAUAAUGUUUGCUUAAAAGGUUAUUAUAUUGCAAUUGUAUCUACAAUAGUAGAAACUAGUAAUCCAUAAUAAGAAAUAUAGCCAGCUUUGGAUUUAAUAGGACCUGUAAAAGAAAUGUUUGUUACAGUUUCAAAUCAAUAUGUAGCAGCCGAUGAUGGUGUUAAAGAUUAAGUUUUUGUAAGUAACUGUUUUGAUCCUUCUAGUCAUUUUGAACCUGAAACUGAACUUGUUUUAAGUAUGUUCAAAAAAAUAACUGGAAAAGAUAUUGAUUUGGAAAACUUACCUGAAGAAUAGGAAUAAUGAGAAUAUAUAUAUUUUUAUAUAUAUAUUAGUUAAUUUUUUAUUUUUUACAUAAUUUCUAUAUAUUUAAGAAAAUUAAAAGCACAUAAUUUUUAUUAAAUAUUCUUUUUUAAAAAA
Messenger RNA from Ichthyophthirius multifiliis, 1497 nucleotides. RefSeq names its product rab gdp dissociation inhibitor, putative. Gene Ontology annotation, molecular function: Rab GDP-dissociation inhibitor activity. Gene Ontology annotation, cellular component: cytoplasm. The record is from RefSeq and is a predicted model, not a curated record. Lineage: Eukaryota; Ciliophora; Oligohymenophorea; Hymenostomatida. The transcript is spliced from 5 exons. Gene Ontology annotation, biological process: small GTPase-mediated signal transduction; protein transport; vesicle-mediated transport.